Strigops habroptila (Kakapo) is the source of this 1353-nucleotide messenger RNA. RefSeq names its product DnaJ heat shock protein family (Hsp40) member B13 (gene DNAJB13). Gene Ontology annotation, cellular component: cytosol. The record is from RefSeq and is a predicted model, not a curated record. NCBI's taxonomy places the organism in Eukaryota, Metazoa, Chordata, Aves, Psittaciformes, Psittacidae. The transcript is spliced from 8 exons. Bases 86 to 1030 code for a protein of 314 amino acids. Gene Ontology annotation, molecular function: protein-folding chaperone binding.
CUACAACUCCCAUCAUGCCCCGCGCGGGGUGGGAAAGCCGGAAGUGCUGUCGGGGGCCCCCCGGUCUCCAUAGCAACGCGCCGCCAUGGGGCAGGAUUACUACGCGGUGCUGGAGCUGGGCCGCGGCGCCACCGACGCCGACAUCAAGCGGGCGUAUCGGAAGUUGGCUUUGAAGAACCACCCUUUGAAAUGCAGCGAGCCCUGGGCCCCCGAGAGGUUCCGGCAGCUGGCCGAGGCCUACGAUGUGCUCAGCGACCCCAUGAAGAAAGGAAUCUAUGACAAGUUUGGAGAAGAAGGGCUCAAAGGUGGCAUCCCCUUGGAAUUCGGUGAUGACAACCCCUGGAGCGCCGGAUACGUGUUUCACAACAACCCCUAUAAAGUCUUCAAGGAGUUCUUUGGUGGAGACAACCCCUUUGCAGAAUUCUUUGCUGAGGAUGGCUCGGAGUUGAUCCUGCCCUUCGGGGGGCUGCGAGGCCGAGGAGCGAUGAAGCAGGACCCCCCAGUCGUGAGGGAUCUCUACCUGUCCCUUGAAGACCUGUUCCAUGGCUGCACCAAGAAGAUCAAGAUCUCCCGCAGGGUCAUGAAUGAAGAUGGUCAAACGAGCUCCAUCAAAGACAAGAUCCUGACGAUCGACGUGCAGCCGGGGUGGAGGCAGGGCACCAGGAUCACCUUUGAGAAGGAAGGUGACCAGGGCCCAAACGUCAUUCCAGCUGACAUCACCUUUGUUGUCCAAGAGAAAAUCCACCCAAGGUUUAAAAGAGUCAAUGACAACCUCAUUUUCGUCGCCACCAUCCCCCUGGGAAAGGCUCUGGUGGGCUGCACGGUGGAUGUGAGGACGCUGGAUGGGCGGCUGCUGAACAUCCCCAUCAACGACAUCGUGGAUGACCUUUCCAUGUGCCCCUGUGGGAAACAUUCCAUGGCAUCCUUCCCCUCUGGCACUGGAGGCUCCUGGAGGAAGGAAUCCCAUCCACCUGCUAAUGACGGGCUCUGGACCCAACUGGACAACAAGAAACCUUGGGAAUUUUAUUGACACACAAACAGUACGGAAAGAACUUGGCUCAGUUUAGAUCCAAAUCCAUUAUCCAAAAGGUUCCUGACCUAAAAACGUACAAAAAUAAUUUAGGAUAUAAAAUUCCGUAUUUCUAGUGAAAUCCUUCUAUACACAUCCAGGUAUUUUACAGUAUCCUUGGCCUGGGAUUCCAAACCCCCCCGCCCCAGGCACAUCCAUUCCUCCAGGAUCAACAAACUGUGCUUCCCAGCAUGUGUUUUUAGAAGGUCCCUGGGGAGGGAGCUCAUCUUCCCUCCCCAUCCAUAGCAAUAGGUCUCUGCUUGCUGAUGGGCAUCAAAGUUCUC